Messenger RNA from Arctia plantaginis, 2154 nucleotides. NCBI's taxonomy places the organism in Eukaryota, Metazoa, Arthropoda, Insecta, Lepidoptera, Erebidae. The record is from the annotation of a GenBank genome assembly.
AUGGGAACAGAUAAUAAUGCUAAUGGGUUGGGAACUGCAAACAAUAGCCCGCAUGGAUCAGCCCCAUUUACCACCGGACUAGCUGGUACAGUGAUGCUGGGCGGGGCGGGGUCGCCAGGCGGCGACGAUUUGCUCACCGUCACCGUCGUACGCGACGAGCAUGGAUAUGGAAUGAAAGUCUCCGGUGACAAUCCGGUGUACGUGCAGUCGGUGAAAGAGCACGGCGCUGCGUGGCGCGCGGGUCUGCGAGCUGGUGACAGGAUUCUGCGCGUGGACUCGGUGCCUGUGCACCAUCACACACACCAGCAGGUCGUGCACAUGAUACGAGCUAACCCAACGACAGUUCUCACCGUACAGCAAAAUGCCUCCAGACACAAAACACCGAUCACAGCGCCGGUGCCUGUCAAUUCGGAGAAACAACGACAGUUGGAAGUAUCGAAGGUACACACCGUUCGGCUCAUGCUGGAGAAGGAACAGAAGUUUAUACGGGAUCUGCGCAAUGAAAUCUCCAAAGUGCCAGACGUCCGUAAACAAGCCGAACUGCAAUCAGCUGAACAGAGAUGUUCCAAACUCCAACAAGAAAUCGACAUCAUCAUGGCUGGACAGCCGAUGGAAGCCGCCCCCUCAACCCCACGUCUGGGACCGCGCAAGCCGAUCGAAAAGUCACCAUCACCACUACCGAACACCGGCUUCCUCAGCGGCCUGCCGAGAUCACUGUCCAACCUUACCGGACAGAGUUUGAGAAACCUACGGCAGGCCAGAAAUAAAACCAGCCAAGAGAACACUCCUCCACUGGUCCGUCAGAAUUCGGACGAAACGAACAAUAAGCGAAGACAUGUACAUAACAACACAGUGCCCAUGGUUCCGACCACUUGUCUGGACAAUGUCACACCACCGCCUUUACCUCCAAGAUCCAUCGAAAGACCAAAACGAAAUCCUCUCAGCCCAACCUUAAGCCCUCCUCCCAUCAACCCUCUGGCCGUGCCGAGCAAGCCUUGCAACUCAGCUUCACCAUCCCACAAGCAGUACUACAAGGGCAGAUACUAUCCUGACAAGUUUCCGAUGCAUCAGUCGAUGCCUUCAUACAAUGAUGAGCAGAAACAGUUCAGGAGGUCGUCGCAGUCUCUGGACGGGGAACUGGACGGGCCUCAGCCAAAUUCGAUCGCGUUGCAAAUGAGCUAUCCGCUUGUGAACUUGCCACCACCGCCCUUGCAGACUGACAACAGAACUGGAGUGCCUGUUCUUCACGUGAGGAGUCGGUCGUCUCCAGAGCAGUUGGACCACGAUCUUACAAGAUCACUAUGCCCGACCCCGUUGGGUGUAGCCGUAGGCACGGCGGUGUGCGGGCCGCUCGCCGCCAGCUGCUCGCCGGGGACGCCGCUGCCCCCCCCCGCCCCGCUCAAGGACUGGUGCGAGCGGGACACGCCCCCGCCCGGCACCCCGCCGCCGCCCUACCACACUAAUACGCAGCCAUGUUCAGAUCCACAGAGGGCCAUAAUAUCAAUGGAGGAAGACGACUCACCGGCAUCUGAUAACUCGACAUACUCGGGGCUGUUCUCGAACUUAAGGGCAGUGCGUGAGUCCAAAGCUAGGACUGCGGUGUUACUCAAUUGGCUGCUGGGAGAGAGAAGAUGCGCGUGCGCGUGCCUGCUGCUGGUGCUGACGGACGGGUACCGCGCGGCCAGCGGCGUGCACACGCACACGCUGCGGCGCUGGGCCUACGAGAUACACUCCACCUUCCUCGUGCCCAACGCGGUACUACAGCUAAGUGGGGUUGAUGAGAAUAUGGCGAAUGAAAUUGAACAUGUUCUAGUUAAUGAAUACGAGAAAGAGGAGCUCCUACGCAACGUGUUUCGCAAGGCUCGUCAGAAAGCGAAAGACGAGCUGACGCAGCAGCUGACGGAGUUCCAGGUGAAGCGGCAGGUCGGGCUCGGCACGCUCUACGGUCCCGAGGACGCCGUCAUCGACAAGUGUGACGUGGACAAAGCUCAGGAGCUGGUGGUGGUGGAGCAGCUGAUGACGGCGGUGCUGCGCGGCGCGGCGGGCGGGGGCGCGGGCGCGGCGCACGCGCACGCGGCGCACGCGCACCCCGACGCGCACCACGUGCUGCUCGCCGCGCUCAUCGCCGCCGCGCUGUGUCUGCACUGCAGGUGA